GUGGUUCCAGCGCUGCGCGCAGGCCGGUCCCGCAGGGGGCGGGGCGGGGCAGGGGGCCGGCCGGGCUGAGCAAGAGGAGGAUCGUGCAGCAAAUCACCAGGGUGGUCCAUUCAAGCUGCAGAUUUGUCUGUCAUCUUUGGACAGCAGGCUCGUCCUCCGCAGCCACUGCAGGAAAGUGCGUCACCCAUCAGCAUUCUGGAGCAAAAUGAGAGAGUUUAUUUUGAGGCCUCCAAAGUAGUGCUGCUACAGACCAUGAACAAGAAAGAGAAGACCUCCACCUGCACGAACGGUCUUGAAAUGCAAAUGGUCUUGGGUCUAGGCUUUUUGUGUUGAGUUUCUCUACUGUCUCCCCUUCUGCUCAAGCUAAAUCUGUGUGAAAAGAUCUGCUGGGAAGGAGCUGACUGCUUAUGAUUCUCCAUUGUGAUGAAAGCACAUGGUACAGUUUUCCAAAGAAAUUAGUCCGUUUUCUGGGUGAAGAGAAACCAAUCUGUUUUCACAGGGUACUUCUCCCUUCCCUGUGAAAGGAAGAAAGAACACGCCUGGGCCCAGGAGCGCUCCAGCUUCUUCUGGGAAGUCUCCAUGGUGAAGGACAGGUUGGGGCUACCUGUGAACCGUGCACAGUGAAUGUUAUUCCAGGGCGGCUGCUGGCGGAUCGCACCCACAGGGAGAUGAUUCCUCAUGAAGAGCCUGGAUCCCCUACAGAAAUCAAAUGUGACUUUCCGUUUAUCAGACUGAAAGCAGAGCCAGCCAGAGAGUGAAGCGGUCACCGUGGAGGGGGGACGGCGAAAAAUGAAAUCCAACCAAGAGCGCAGUAACGAAUGCCUGCCUCCCAAGAAGCGCGAGAUCCCCGCCACCAGCCGGCCCUCGGAGGACAAGGCCACGGCCGUGCCCAGCGACAACCACCGCGCGGAGGGCGUGGCAUGGCUGCCGGGCCACGCGGGCGGCCGGGGCCACGCGGGCGGGCGGCUCGGGCCGGCGGGGCCCCCGGCAGAGCUCGGUUUACAGCAGGGAAUAGGUUUACACAAAGCGCUGUCCGCGGGGCUGGACUACUCCCCGCCCAGCGCGCCCCGGUCCGUCCCGGCGACCACGACGAUGCCCGCGUACCCGCCCCCGCAGUCCGGGGCCCCGGUGUCGCCCGUGCAGUACGCCCACCUGCCGCAUACCUUACAGUUCAUCGGCUCUUCCCAGUACGGCGGGCCCUACGCCGGCUUCAUCCCUUCCCAGCUGAUCUCCCCCACCGCCAGCCCCGUCACCAGCGCGGUGGCCUCGGCCGCGGGGGCCGCCACUCCAUCCCAGCGCUCCCAGCUGGAGGCCUAUUCUACCCUGCUGGCCAACAUGGGCGGUCUGAGCCAAGCCUCGGGGCACAAGGCUGAGCAGCAGCAGCAGCACUUGGGCAGGACCGCGGGGCUCCUGCCCCCCGGGUCCCCACCCCCCACCCAGCAGAACCAGUACCUGCACAUCUCCGGCUCUCCGCAGAGCGCCGCGCGCCCGGCCUCCCCGCCGGCCAUCCCCGUGCACCUGCACCCGCACCAGACGAUGAUCCCGCACACGCUCACCCUGGGGCCCUCCCCGCAGGUCGUCGUGCAGUACACCGACUCCGGCAGCCACUUUGUCACCCGCGAGGCCACCAAGAAAGCCGAGGGCGGCCGGCUGCAGCAGGGCGUGCAGGCCAAGGAGAUCCUGAACGGGGAGAUGGAGAAGGGCCGCAGGUACGGGGCGCCCACCGCGGCCGACCUGGGCCUGGUGAAGGCGGGUGGCAAGGCCGUUCCCCACCCGUACGAGUCCAGGCACGUGGUGGCCCACCCCAGCCCCGCCGACUACGGCAGCCGCGACGCGUCCGGGGUGCGGGCCUCUGUGAUGGUCCUGCCCAACAGCAGCACCCCUGCCGCCGACCUGGAGGUGCAGCAGGUCACCCACCGAGAGGCCUCCCCCUCCGCCCUCAACGACAAAAGCGGCCUGCACCUAGGGAAGCCCGGGCACCGAUCCUACGCGCUGUCUCCCCAGCAGGCCCUGGGCCCCGAAGGCGUGAAGGCCGCCGCCGUCGCCACGCUGUCCCCCCACACGGUCAUUCAGACCACACACAGUGCUUCGGAGCCCCUCCCGGUUGGACUCCCGGCCACGGCCUUCUACGCAGGGACUCAGCCGCCCGUCAUCGGCUACCUGAGCAGCCAGCAGCAAGCGAUCACCUACGCCGGCGGCCUGCCCCCGCACCUGGUCCUCCCCGGCACCCAGCCCCUGCUCAUACCCGUGGGCAGCGCCGACAUGGAGGGGUCGGGUGCGGCCUCGGCCAUCGUCACGUCGUCGCCCCAGUUUGCUGCAGUGCCUCACACGUUCGUCACCACCGCCCUUCCCAAGAGCGAGAACUUCAGCCCCGAGGCCCUGGUCACCCAGGCCGCCUACCCGGCCAUGGUGCAGGCCCAGAUCCACCUGCCCGUGGUGCAGUCGGUGGCGUCCCCUGCAGCCGCGCCCCCGACGCUGCCUCCCUACUUCAUGAAAGGCUCCAUCAUCCAGCUGGCCAACGGGGAACUGAAGAAGGUAGAGGACUUAAAAACGGAAGACUUCAUCCAGAGCGCAGAGAUCAGCAACGACCUGAAGAUCGACUCCAGCACUGUGGAGAGGAUCGAGGACAGCCACAACCCGGGCGUCGCCGUGAUACAGUUCGCUGUCGGGGAUCACCGAGCACAGGUCAGCGUGGAAGUUUUGGUAGAGUAUCCUUUUUUUGUGUUUGGACAGGGCUGGUCAUCCUGUUGCCCGGAGAGAACCAGCCAGCUCUUUGAUUUGCCGUGUUCUAAACUCUCCGUUGGGGAUGUCUGUAUCUCGCUCACCCUCAAGAACCUGAAGAAUGGCUCUGUUAAAAAGGGCCAGGCCGUGGAUCCCGCCAGUGUCCUGCUGAAGCACUCAAAGACCGACGGCCUCGCGGGCAGUAGACACAGGUACGCCGAGCAGGAAAACGGGAUCAAUCAGGGAAGUGCCCAGAUGCUCUCUGAGAAUGGCGAACUGAAGUUUCCAGAAAAAGUAGGAUUGCCUGCCGUGCCCUUGCUCACCAAAAUAGAACCCAGCAAGCCCGCGGCCACGAGGAAGAGGAGGUGGUCGGCGCCGGAGAGCCGCAAACUGGAGAAGUCGGAAGACGAGCCACCUUUGACUCUUCCUAAGCCUUCUCUCAUUUCUCAGGAGGUUAAGAUUUGCAUCGAAGGCCGCUCUAAUGUAGUUUGUUCGUUUGCUGUUGGGAUGGCCGAUGAGCCAGUCUCCUUUUCCAUGGCCAGUCUGAAGGCCCCCUUUGGAAGCGCUGUUUACAGUCAUCCUUGCCGAGGUAACAUUCUGUCCUCUGGAAUAGCAAAUCUGAGCGGUUACCAAGCUGGGUGUGUAGGUUUCCUCUGCUUCUUACACGAACCCACCUACUCUUAAAUCAUCCGGUCCAGGAGUGGGGAGAAUUCUUUAGUCGGUGAACAUUAAACUUGAUACCUGUGCAUUCAGUUCUGUGAAUAACUGCCCUUUUGGCCUUUCGGGGAGGUUUCUUCCUCCUCAGCCUUCACUGCUCCCUGUAAACCCAAAUCAGUGUCAGCUGAAAGGCUCCAGUUGAGCCCAGCCAGUAUUCGUGGUGGCCUUCGGUUAAGAUGAGAGUCCUAAUUUCUAGCCAGUGUGGGGUCCUGGUCCCAGAGCCAUCUCUGAGAGUCGCACUGUUGUAUUUUUUAAUAUCAGCUCACGACCCACCAACCUCCCAAUCCUACGCCUCCCACCGGCCAAGGGAAAAGAGACACUAGCACUCUGAGGGCACUAUCAGACCGACAUGGCCAGUACAGAGGAGAACUAGGGAAGGAAUGAUGUUUUGCACCUUAUUGAAAAGAAAAUUUUAAGUGCAUACAUAGUUAAGAGCUUUUAUUGUGACAGGAGAACUUUUUUCCAUAUGCGUGCAUACUCUCUGUAAUUCCAGUGUAAAAUAUUGUACUUGCACUAGCUUUUUUAAAACAAAUAUUAAAAAAAAAUGGAAGAAUUCAUAUUCUAUUUUCUAAUCGUGGUGUGUCUAUUUGUAGGAUACACUCGAGUCUGUUUAUUGAAUUUUAUGGUCCCUUUCUUUGAUGGUGCUUGCAGGUUUUCUAGGUAGAAAUUAUUUCAUUAUUAUAAUAAAACAAUGUUUGAUUCAAAAUUUGAACAAAAUUGUUUUAAAUAAAUUGUCUGUAUACCAGUACAAGUUUAUUGUUUCAGUAUACUCGUACUAAUAAAAUAACAGUGCCAAUUGCAAAUGUGUCUUUGCCUUGUGUCAGGUCCUCGGAGAAAGACAAGGCUGAGGAUACGGCCGUAACUCCUCCCUCUUACUUAAUCCACUCUCAUCACUGGGUAGGUUUGUGGCGGGGAGGGUGACAUAAGGUGUUGCCUUUCCUACUAAUUUCGGAGGUGGGGAGAGGGUUGGUCUUGUUUGAGAUGAGAUUCUGAGAUACAAGGCAUGUUUCAGCAUCUGAC
Molecule: messenger RNA, 4458 nt
Organism: Kogia breviceps (pygmy sperm whale)
Lineage: Eukaryota; Metazoa; Chordata; Mammalia; Artiodactyla; Physeteridae
Source: RefSeq, a predicted model, not a curated record